Molecule: messenger RNA, 1533 nt
Organism: Penicillium crustosum
Lineage: Eukaryota; Fungi; Ascomycota; Eurotiomycetes; Eurotiales; Aspergillaceae
Product: glycoside hydrolase family 5 protein
Exons: 5
Coding region: 1-1533 (510 amino acids)
Biological process (GO): glucan catabolic process
Cellular component (GO): cell surface; extracellular region
Molecular function (GO): beta-glucosidase activity
Source: RefSeq, a predicted model, not a curated record
AUGUCGUCAGAAAUUCUUAAGACGCAGGGAACCCAGAUCCUGGAUGCCAAGGGAAAUGUGGUUCUUCUCCGAGGUACAACGCUGGGAGGCUGGAUGCUGAUGGAGAACUUCAUCAACGGUUUCCCUGGCCGAGAGAGCCAGAUCCGCAAGGCACUCUUGAAUGUCCUGGGUGUAGAGAAAUACGAGUACUUUUUCGACCGGUUUCUCGAAUAUUUCUUCACAGAGAAGGACGCCGAGUUCUUGGUCUCGCUAGGGAUUAAUUCCCUGCGCCUUCCCUUCAACUACCGCCAUUUUGAGGAUGACAUGGCCCCGUUUGAAAUCAAAGAACAAGGAUUCAAACACCUUGACCGCGUCAUCGACAUUUGUGCUAAACACAAGAUCUAUGUCAUUUUAGAUCUUCAUGCUGCCCCUGGCGGCCAGUCGCAGGAUUGGCACUGCGAUAACCCCACCGGCUAUGCGGCCUUUUGGGAUCAUAAACACUUUCAGGACCGAGUGAUUAAUCUCUGGAGAGUCAUUGCCGCUAGGUAUAGAGGUAAUCCAUGGGUUGCUGGGUACAAUCCACUAAAUGAGCCCGCGGACGAAGAAUGGGUGCGUCUCUUGUCGUUUUAUGAUCGAUUGGUCCCGGCCAUUCGUGAGGUUGAUCCCGACCAUAUCCUGUUCCUGGAAGGGAAUACAUUUAGCAUGGACUUCUCUCGAUUUGACCGUAUGUACGACAAUGCGGUCUACUCCGUCCAUGAUUACUGUGGCUUUGGAUUCCCGAACCGGAUCGGAAGAUACCAAGGCAAGCCUGAACAAGAUGCGUACAUUCGCAAGAUGUAUGACCGUAAAGUGGAAUUUAUGAAGAAGAACAAUGUCCCUAUCUGGAAUGGAGAGUUCGGCCCUAUAUACGAAAAGGAAGAAACAAAUCCAGAUUGGGAAGUCCAUAAUCGGGAGCGCUACAACAUGCUAGAGAAGCAGCUUGAGAUCUACACCGCUGACUCCAUUGCUUGGAGCAUAUGGACCUACAAGGAUCUGAACACCAUGGGCCUUGUGCAUAUGCAGUCGAAUACGCCUUGGAUCAAUCUUCUGGACCCUAUUAUCAAGAAAAAGCGACAGCUGGCGGUGGAUUCAUGGGCUUACGACGAUGCCCAUCUUCAGGAAGGGUUGUUUGGGCCUCUUCACAAAUGGUUUGAGGACAACGUCCCUGCGCAAUAUGGGAAGAAGUAUCCGUGGCAGUGGCGGAUGAACAUGCAUGUCUUCCGGGGCAUCCGCGGUAUCACCAUGGCCGAGUACAUGAUCCCAGAAUGGGCAGACUACUUCCGCGACAAGUCUUUCGAAGAACUGGAUGCACUUGCUGCCAGCUGGAAAUUCGAAAACUGCAUGAUCCGCGAUGAAUUGAAUACGAAGCUGAAGCUUUACUCGACAAUGCAAUCCGACGAUAAGCGGUUGGUCGGCAACGUCAUCUUGCCUAGUGUGGACUCUGCCACGGAGGGUGUCUUUGAGCUGUCACCAGAGGAGAAGGAGAGGAAGAAGCGAACUCUUGGAACAGAAUAA